Messenger RNA from Oncorhynchus nerka (sockeye salmon), 8187 nucleotides. Its product is annotated as interleukin-17 receptor C-like. The record is from RefSeq and is a predicted model, not a curated record. NCBI's taxonomy places the organism in Eukaryota, Metazoa, Chordata, Actinopteri, Salmoniformes, Salmonidae. Gene Ontology annotation, molecular function: interleukin-17 receptor activity. The transcript is spliced from 17 exons. The coding region runs from base 3709 to 6225 and encodes 838 amino acids.
CUGGGUUUCUGUACAGCACUUUGAGAUAUCAGCUGAUGUACGAAGGGCUAUAUAAAUACAUUUGAUUUGAUUUGAUCCCAGAGGCUGCUCCAAGAUACUGCCGGCGGAGAAGAGGUAUUUGGAGUGGACUUCUAGUCUGACUCAGGAGGCAGGCACACCAUCCAAGGCUUCCAAGUAUAUUACUCGCUAAUGUUCAGUCUUUGGCCAAUAAAGUAGACGAGCUCAGGACGAGGAUCUCCUUCCAGAGAGACAUCAGGGACAGUAACAUACUCUGUUUCACGGAAUCAUGGCUCUCUCGGGAUAUACUGUCUUCGCUCAUACAGCCAGCUGGGUUCUCAGUUCAUCGCGUAGACAAGAAUAAAGAACUCUCCGGGAAGAAGAAAGGCAGGGGUGUAUGUUUCAUGAUUAACUACUCAUGGUGUGAUUGUGAUAACUUACAGAAACUCAAGUCCUUUUGUUCUGUCACGGUUGUUAUGAUAGACAGACCAAGGCACAGCGUGAUUCGAGUUCCAAAUCUUUAUUUAAAGUGAAACUUCAGCAAAACAAUAAACAAACAACGAAACGUGACGUACGUGGUGCUACAUGCACAUACACAAAACAAUAUCCCACAAAUACAGGUGGAAACAGGAACACCUUAAGUAUGAUCCCCAAUUAGAGACAAAGAUAAUCAGAUGCCUCUAAUUGGGAACCAUACUCAAACCCAAACAUAGAAAUACAGCGACUAGAACCCCCCCUAGUCACUCCCUGACCUACAACACCAUAGAGAACCAAGGGAGAGCAUCCUGUCGGGCUGUAUCACCGCAUGGUACGGCAACUGCACUGCCCGCAACCGCAGGGCUCUCCAGAGGGUGGUGGCGUCUGGCCAAUGCAUCACCGGGGGCACACUACCUGUCCUCCAGGACACCUACAGCACCCGAUGUCACAGGAAGGCCAAACACAUAAUGAAGGACAUAAACCCCCCGAGCCACGGCCUGUUCACCCCGCGAUCAUUCGGAAGGCGAGGACAGUACAGGAGCAUCUAAGCUGGGACCGAGAGACUGAAAAACAGCUUCUAUCUCAAGGCCAUCAAACUGUUAAAUAGUCAUCACUAGCCGGCUAUCACCCGGUUACUCAACCCUACACCUUUGAGGCUGCUAUACACAGACAUGGAAUCACUGACCACUUUAAUAAUGGAACACUAGUCACUUUAAUGUUUACAUACUGCUUUACUCAUCUCAUAUGUAUUUACUGUAUUAUAUUAUUGUCACGCGGGACUAGGUGGGUGAGGAAGGAAUCAGGCGCAGAGAGUUCCACAGGGAAAAGGUGCACUUUAAUGUGGCACAAAAUAACAAGCCCACAACACAGGGCACGGACAAUAAUAUGGACCACCCAAAACACAGGGUGCCAGGUCCAGAACACGAACACCUCUACCUAACGCACACACGUAACAGAAAUUCAAUCCCGCACUAAACAAGAGCGGGUACGCGUACUUUAAAUAAGGAAGCCCAUCAAGCACAUACAACAGGACACAGGUGAAACUAAUAAGACAAAACAAACAGACAACGAAAAAGGGAUCGGUGGCGGCUAGUAGGCUGGUGACGACGACCACCGAGCACCGCCUGAACAGGCAGGGGAGCCAAUUUCGGCGGAAGUCGUGACAAUUAUAUUAUAUUCUACUGUAUUUUAGUCAAUGCCACUCCGACAUUGCUUGUCCUCAUUUUUUUCAAUAUAUUUCUUGAUUCCAUUCUUUUACUUUUAGAUGUGUGUAUUGUUGUGAAUUGUUAGAUACUACUGCACUGUUGGAGCUAGGAACACAAGCAUUUCACUACACCCGCAAACAUCUGCUAAAUAUGUGUAUGUGAUUGGAUACUGGUCAUAUUCCACACCUCCUCAUGCCUUAUUGCUUAAUUGGAAAACAACACAUGAGCCUAACCAGAGGCGGCUGCAGGCAUGGGUUGAAAUGUUAUCAAAUGAUUUUCUAUAAACAGCAAACUAUCUGAAACUAUUUUCAAAUACUUCUCUACAAACAUUGUCAAAUACCAUAACCAAACAGACCAGGUUCAAAUCUGUCGUUCUGCCCCUGAGCAGGCAGUUAACCCACUGUUCCUAGGCCGUCAUUGAAAAUAAGAAUUUGUUCUUAACUGACUUGCCUAGUUAAAUAAAGGUAAUUUAAAAAAUAUAUAUUUCUAUUUCCACAUACUUCAAAUAAAACGAAAAAUAUUCAAAUAUUUAGGGUGCGUUGGUAAAUUCACUCUGGCCAUCUACUCCGAUUUCAGAGCACUCUAGUCUCAAAUCAAAUCAAAUCAAAGUUUAUUUGUCAUGUGUGCCGAAUACAACAGGUGUAUAACUUAAAGUGAAAUGGGGGCGGCCCGUCAGGAAGUCCAGGAUCCAGUUGCAAAGGGAGGUGUUUAGUCUCAGGAUCCUUAGCUUAGUGAUGAGAUUUGAGGGCACUAUGGUGUUGAACGCUAAACUGUAGUCAAUGAGCUGUAGUCAAUGAAUAACAUUCUCACAUAAGUGUUUCUUUUGUCCAGUUGGGAAAGGGCAGUGUGGAGUGCAAUAGAGAUUGCAUCAUCUGUGGAUCUGUUUGGGCGGUAUGCAAAUUGGAGUGGGUCUAGGGUUUCUGGGAUAAUGGUGUUGAUGGGAUAUGUGCAAGGAGCGCAGAAUAACUGAAGAACUUACAACCGUGCAACACUCUUGUUGGAUAUGACCUAGUUUCAGUAAACGUAGGCAAAAAAAACGUAAUUAAAUUGUUGCCAGCAGCACAGUUACAGUCACCAACGUUCUAGAGAACAUGAAAACAGCUUUAACCAGCUCUGAUAGGGCGAGUAAAAUGGUCAGAGAGAGGUGGUCUCUCAUUUGUUUCUGGUAGUAGCUAGCAAGCUAGACAACUUUGGUCAGUUAGCUUGGGUGCUUGAUUGCCAGUUGUGAGGUCAGAACACUCGGAUCAACCGUAAUCCUCGGCCAGAGCGUCCAGUGUGCGCUCUGAACUCUCCGAGAGCCGAAACACUCUGAAUCUACGAACCGACAAUCUGACAACACUCUGAAUUUACUAACGCCUAGAGCGCUCUCUGAGCACGCUCUGGCACUCCUGCGUGAUUUACGAACACACCCUUACUUCCAAAUGUCUUAGAAAGUUACUGAAUUACCCUAAAUAUAAUUUGAACCAAGGUCUGUUUCAGAAAAUAUGCGGUAUUUAUGAUUAACAGAGGGGUCAGUGACUGUGCAAGGGGGACUGCAAUGUUUGCCAAUACACGUUUCCUUCUGGAUGUAACGUUAAAAAAACAAGUAUUUCUUAGCAUAGCCUGACUGUUAUUUCCUCAUUGUUCGUAAAAAAAAAAAAAUGUCAAACGAAUACACAUUGUCUGAGGCAGCUGGAAAAGUGGAGCUGUACUAAACUACCCACUCACUCACUCACUCACUCACUCACUCAAUGCACUUGAUACGCAUGGAACAAUUAUUAAUGAGUCAUUUUUUUAACGUUCUUAUUGGGAACAGACAAAACAACAUAGCACUGGAACUUAUCAUGUAGGCUACGUUUCCGUUUUCUUGGAUUUCAUUUAGUUUAUUUUAAUAUGCAAGGCUAAACGUAUUGAGUGUGGUCUGUCGUUCUGCUGUUUUUUUGCGCGUUUGCGUUUUUUUGUCCCUAGGCCAAAGUUGUUCAAGCGUCAUUGGAUACGCCGUGACUUUUUACACGUGCCUCUGUUGUGAGUAAGCUAGUGGUCACCCUUCAUGAUGAUGAGUCGCGGGAAUGGACCUGCACUGGCUGUGCUCCUGCUCCUGUUGUGCCUGCUGCAGCUCCUGUGCGCCUCCGAGGAGAUAACACGCGCCAGACUAACUGUCACCGAGAUUCAAUACCAAAAUGGUUCCAACUGGAACCCUGAGAGUCUUCCUCAGCUGAGUCUGUCCACUCUCGGGUUCUCUCCAUCACAAGGCUCCUGUUUUGCCUGUGUCCAUGUACGUGUCAGAAUGAAAGCGGCAGACUUCACUGGGACACUGACCAUUAAAUACCUGGAGCUGUCAACUACAACUCGCAGAACCAUCUCGAUAAAAAAGGGAGUCAAUAAUGACACUUUACAGUGGAGUGUCCCGUUUCGAUCCAUCAUAGUAGGAAAGACCAACAUUAAGCGCUUACAUCCCCAUGACAUUGGCCACAUGAUUGUGUGGGAGUUGGUGUAUGACUGUUUCCCUGCUAACGCAGGGCGAGAGGUGUAUGUGUCUUUGUCCUCUAAACCACAGAGACAGCACAGGUACAUCGUACAGAAGGACAUCUGUCCAGGUGAUGCAGAUUCAGAUCCAGUACCAGAGUUUGAUCUGUCUGUGGAUGAGCUGGCUCGAUCCCUCAAUGUAACAGUAGCAACUGGAGACCACAUAUACCAACCGGCUCUCUCAUCUGAUGUAUACACCAGGUUGUGCUACAGACACACAGAUGCCGAAUGCUCCAACCUUUCUGCUCUUUCUACUAUUGACACCAAUCAGAAUCGGUCAGUGACUCUCAGUUUCCCCUACCUGCUACCCUGUGUCUGUGUACAGGUAUAUUACACACACCUAGACGCAAGGCGAACCACAGUUUGCCCGUUUGUGAAUGGCUCAUUAGAUGGGGGAAGAGACGUGUGGCGCUCCAGUAAUGUGACUCUGUAUGGUGAGUUGGGUUCAAGCAUGGCCUGGAGUGCCCUGUGUCCUGCUGCUUACCUGAAGCCCUCUGCCUCCCUCUGCUGGCGACACCAAAGAAACACACCACAAUGCACUCCCAUCCUAAACUCCACACUGGAGGACAUGGAGGAGAAGGGAGAACUGAAAUAUAAUGUUUCUGCUGUGGAUAAACACCCUCAGAUGUGUGUGCAGUUUUCCUUCAGAGGCAGCCAUGAUGUCCACUGUCCAUUCCAACCAGGUAUUUCUAAGUGGGAGGCAUAUAUUGGUCCUGGUUCACAAAGUCUCUGUGUCUAUCUCACCUCCACUAUCCCAGCAUCCUUUGCUGCACAACUCUGUGUCUGGCAGGAGAAAGGAUGUGUGUCCAGAGGAGCUAUCUACUCAGUAAACAUGGGUGGGGGCACCAGAGAGACACAGCUGAACCUGCCCUUAUCAUCCCUGACUGAGGGUCUAUGUGUGCAGGUCUGGCGGUCAGAUCCUGCACAGUAUGGGAGGAGACUACUGUGUCCUGACUAUUCCCACAGGAGAUGGGGUCUCUAUGCUGUUGCAGUCUUGACACUUCUGGUUACUGUGGCAAUGCUGGGAAGCCUCAUCCACAAUGUGACCAAGAAGGGAGUCACAGGUUGGCUAUUCAUCCAGAGGCCUGUGUUGUUGGUGUGUUCAUCAGAGCAGUCAGCCCAUGUGUCUGCCGUGUGCGCCUUGGCUUCCUUCCUACAGGGGGAGUUGUGUGCUGAAGUGCGCAUGGCUCUGUGGACCCAGAGCUCCAUUGGGGCUUGUCCUGGGGCUGUGGAGAGGUCUUGGGCUGGGGUGGCUGAGCUGGGCCCUGUGCCCUGGCUGUAUGGACAGUGGGAGGCAGUCAGAGAGGCAGGAGGGCAGGUGCUGAUCGUAUGGAGCGCAGUGGCUAAGGAAUCCUACAAGAACUGGAGAGAAGAGAGGGAGGGAGGGGAUAGGAGGGAAGGGGAAAAGACAGGAGGGAGUAAAGGAGAGGAGAUGCAACAAGGAGAAAGGGGAGGAGAAAAAAUGGAAGAACUUGAGAAAACAAGAGUGGAACGGGAGCAAGCAGGAUUGAAGAAAGGAGAGGAAUGGAAAGAGGAGAGUAGGAGCAGAGAGGAGAGAGAGCCCUCCUCAGUGACAGGGCCAGUGUUCAGGGCUGCCCUGUCCUGUCUGCAGGGGGCACGACAGGGGGCAAGCAGGGUCAACGGCUUCACCAUUGUCUACUUCCAGGGCCUCUGUCACAGUCGAGACAUCCCCAAGGAUCUCAGAGGAGUCCCACGCUACUGCCUGCCUCGGGACUUCGGAGGCCUGAUACGUGAGCUGGGUGGGACCGCUAGAGGGAGGAACAGUGUGAUUGACAGCUGGGCCUGUUGGCCCAGACUCCUUUCCAAAACACUGUCACUUUGGUUGGCACGACGACUAACUCACAGGCUCAGAGUGUGGUUGUCACAGGAAGAGGAGGGGCUAAAACCGAAAUCAUCACAGGAAGUGAUAUCAGAGAGGACACUGAACAGGCAUGUGUUGUCGCUGUCAAUUAAUGAGGAGAGGACAGAGCCAAGCACUUUGCAGCAGAAGGAGUUGCUUAGCGGGUCACCAUGGCAAUGAAGCAGGGCAUCUCAGGUUUCACCUUUAUACAGGAGCCAUACUUUUGUCUUGACUGUAACAUGAGGCAGAGCACAUGGGUGGUGUAGUGACCCAAACAGUGGAGCAGAGACACUGAGCAUUUCAUAGGGCUUAUUACCACAGUCAAAGGGGGUAUUGAUAAAACUACUAAGAGAACCUACCACUUGAUUUGCCUGUGGUGAAGAGUAGGUAAAUAUUCUCCUCUGGGCUACAUCCCACAUAUGUCCACAGUUUAUGCUUUUUAUGCUGAGUGUACAGUUUGAACCUGAACCUAAAGCCACACAUCAGCCUUAUCUAAGUGGGUAUGCCUGAAAGUAAGGUUGUAACUUCCACUUAGUGUAUAGAACUGGAUACCCUCACCACAGGUGCUCCAGUGAAGAGAAAGGACAUACUUCAUCAUUCUCAAUGUCAACAGUAGAUGAUCAAAUAAUGUGAUAUCUUUGCUCUGAGGGCACAAACUGUAUAUCCAAACUGUUGUUUUACCCAAGCCUCCACUUUCCACAUGACUGUCAGAUCCUUUCAAGAACAUUUCAAAAUGUAUUUGUACUGAAGUACACAGCAUCAACGUGCCCCAUCUUGAACCAGCAUCUGUCCAUCUCUCAAACUGGUUGACUGUAGAACUGCUUGGUUAUGCACAGUGCCAUAGAGGAUUAUGGAUGCUAUAUUAUCUAUGUAUGGGUAUAGAGACCAUUCCUACACAGCUCUAUAGCAACCGGUCUACUCCAAUGAGCUCCUAUGGACUGUGUACUGUAACCUACUGUAUAUAAGAAAUAGACACCUUAGUGACUCCUUCUUUAGUCCAAGGAUAUUAUGGUUUUAAUUUGAAUAAUUUAAGACUUUGUUAUCAGAAUAUUUCACUUUGCAGUAUAUAGUUAUUAUCAACAUAGCAUUCAACAAAGAUAAAAUGACUUCUGUAUUAAUCAUGUAUUUUCUCAUUGCAGCUCUUAUUAAUUCAGAUAGACUUUUGUUCAAUUAAAAUGAAUAUUUAAGUGUUGAUUUACUUAAUGGACACACAGUGCAGACUUAGAGCCUGUUAUAGUAUCAAAGCCUGACAUUUAUCAUUUGAAUAUAAGAAAUUAGCAGAUGCUUUUAUCCAAAGCAGCUUACAGUCAUGUGUGCAUACAUUUUAUGUACAGGUGGUCCCAGGAAUCAAACCCCCUAUCCUGGCACUGCAAGCAGCAUGCUUUACCAACUGAGCUACAGUUCUUUAAUAUUAUACUACUGCUAGUAAGCCCCUUCAGAUUGGCAGUGAACAAAUAUUAUUCAAAUAUCACCAACGACUCACAUUCCAUUCUCCCACCAAGUCAGUGAAGCCACGGGCUACAACGGUAGACUGUAUGCAAAGCAUCUGGAGUCUUAUACCGUAACACAGAUGUUUUCCAGCUACACUUUUCAGUAGUAGGUUGUGUUUGGAAAUAAGCAGUUAACAGAGACAGAGCAGUUUUCCUUCAAGUUUAAACUGGCAAUAUGUCAUUACUAUAUAUUAAUUAUAUAUACCCAUUUAUUCUUGAAGAAUAUAACCUAAUAAGGCCUCAUUGAGCUUAGUUCAACUGGCAUACCCCAUCAGAAACCAAAAUAAUAUUUUGCUUGUUUUACUGCACUUUUUCGAAACAAGGUUAUUGUAAACAUCCACUGCAUAACCCCGAGCCUGAAAACAUGCUUAAAAGGAUCAUUGUGAUGUCAUGGAUGGUCAGCUCUUGCAUCCAUAGCUCUGAGAGUGGUUAUGUUUCUUCAGCCCCAUCCCUCAGGUUGUUUACUGAAACAGUGGCAGGGAAACACUGUUGUUGUUUGAACUGCAGAUUGCCCCCUUUAAAAUGAACUGUAUUCAGAACAAACGUUUAUGCGUUUACCCUGUCUAUCAUUCUACCAUUGUGUGUGGGCUUAUAAGUGCCUGUUGCAUACAUUUUGAAAUGCUCUUUUGUCAAAUAAAAUAAAUGUGUAUUA